CCUGCAGCCAGUUUCCCCGGUCAGAAUCUCACUUUCCUGUCAGAUUCUUCUGCUGCACAUACCCUUGAACGAGCAUGUUUGAUUUGCAGCUCAACGGCGUGCUGGGGAUCGGCCUGUACUGCCUGGUCCCUGCAGCCCUGCUGUACACCAUCAACGCCCUCUUCUUCCGCGUCGCAAACCCGCCAAAUGUCCCCUUGAUCCGCGAACCGCCCGGCAAGAAAAGCUUCAGCCUAAAGACGCGCAUCGCGUACAUGUUUGACUGCGAGUCGCUCUUCCGCGAGGCCUACCAGAACUACGCGAAGCUCGGCAAGGCGGUCAUCCUCCCCGGGUUCGGUCUCCGUGAUGAGGUCAUUCUGCCCACCAGCUCGCUGCGUUGGGUUCUGGCGCAGCCCGAAUCGGUCCUCAGCGUUGCGGAUGCAUUUGUGGAGAUUGAUCAGGUUGUGUAUAGUCUGGGGCAUGAGCGCUACGUGGCCGACCCGUGGCAGGGGAAUCUGGUUCGGCAGGAGAUGAAUUCCGUGCUGGAGAAUAUUGUUGCGGCGAUGAAUGAUGAGUUGGGUCUUGCAUUUGAUGCGCGAUUUGGUACCGAUGAGAAUUGGAAGGAGAUCGAUCUAUUGAAUACGGUGAGGAUGGUGGUUGCUCAGGCGGCCAGUCGCUUCACUGUCGGAUUGCCUCUAUGCCGCGACGAGCAGUAUCUCAAAGACAGCUUUGAUGUGGUCGACGGCUGCAUCAUCAACGCCGGAGUCACUGGCGGAACACCCAAGAUUCUCCGACCCCUCAUCGGACCCCUGGUCAGCCUCAAAUCGCAGCUCGCGCAGAGAAAAGUCAGGAAGCAUUUUGAACCCAUCUACCGCGCACGGCUGGAAACCCUCAAACAUCCAAAAGACGACCCAUCCGAGCCUCAAGACCACCUGCAGAUGAUGGUCCGCUAUGCUGAAAAGGAGCGACGCAACGAGCUGUAUGACCUGGACAUCAUGGCGCGUCGCCUCAGCGCUGCAAACUUUGGGUCGAUGCAUCAGACGAGCAUCCAGGUGACGAAUAUGCUGCUGAACAUCAUGGGUUCAGACGCCGAGUACAACACCAUCGCCGUCCUCCGCGACGAAGUCCACCGCGUCCUCGGCGCCGACCCAACAUGGACAAAGGCCAAAGUCUCCAAAAUGACCCGCGCAGACAGCGUCGCCCGCGAGACCCUGCGCACCCAAUCCUUCGGCGGCCGCGCCGUCUUCCGCAAGGUAAUGGUCGACAACUUCGAAACCGACACGGGCGUCAAACUGCCCAAGGGCUGCAUCGUCUCCUUCUUCAGCCAGCCCGUGCACGUCGACGAGGCCAAGUAUGAAAACCCGCUCAAGUACGAUCCCUUCCGGUUCUCUCGCGCCCGCGAGGCCGCAGAGGACCCGAGCACGGCGAAUAAACUCAGCUUUGUCUCGACGAGUCCCGACUAUCUGCCCUUUGGGACGGGGAAGCAUGCGUGUCCGGGGAGGUUCCUUAUUGAUUUUGAGCUCAAGAUGAUUAUCGCGUAUGUGCUUACGCACUAUGAUGUCAAGUUCCCCGAGGAGUAUCACGAGAAGAGGCCGGCGAAUCGGUGGUUGGCUGAGGCGAUUGUUCCGCCGUCAGGGGUGAAAAUUCUCAUCAAGCGGAGGAAGAGUGUGCAGUAGCAGUAGCUGUAACUGGUUGCUAGGAUCGGGGUUUUGAUUUCUCGAAUAUACAACCGGCCUCCACACUUGCGAUUCACUCAAGUACAGACUCUCCAAACUUCUUCAUGGCCCAUUUCAGGCGCCUCCUUCAUUCCCCAGGAAAAUAGGCUAAUAGGGAUAUUGUAUGCACAUCAUUCCUUGUAUCUUGCUAGUAGCAACCGAUCCUGGAUAUCUCCACAGCUUUCCUCAAUUCCCCGUGGGGUACUCCAUAAUUAGUCCGUUAAUAGCGAGCGAUGAUCAUCGGACCAACUGAC
Molecule: messenger RNA, 1945 nt
Organism: Aspergillus calidoustus
Lineage: Eukaryota; Fungi; Ascomycota; Eurotiomycetes; Eurotiales; Aspergillaceae
Source: the annotation of a GenBank genome assembly